Molecule: messenger RNA, 3164 nt
Organism: Vicugna pacos (alpaca)
Lineage: Eukaryota; Metazoa; Chordata; Mammalia; Artiodactyla; Camelidae
Gene: TMEM114
Product: transmembrane protein 114
Cellular component (GO): apical plasma membrane
Source: RefSeq, a predicted model, not a curated record
GCCGCGGGAAGGGCGGCGGAGGGGACUCCUGGAGCACCGGACGGGAAGAAGGAAAUUGAGAUCAUGGUGUCGGGAGAGAGAGGGCUGGAGAGGAAAGGCAGAGGGCCGGCAGAGUAGGGAACAGCUGGGGGUUCGUGGAGAGUGAGGGGAGGGACAGGAGGGAGAAGGGGCUGGGGGAAAGUGAGGAGCGGGCGUGAGAGGGUGCGCUUGGGCUGGGAGUGGAGGGCUGAGGUAGCGUUCAGGCUGGGAUGGGGGCUGAGGGAGGAGUCCUUGCAGGUCCUAGCGCGCAGGUGAGGGGCUGAGGGGCGGAGCCAGGGUCGAAGGGAGGGACCGCGGUCCAGAGGCUGGGGUUCCGACUCGAAGCUCGCAGGCGCCGGGGGCGGUGCUGGGUUGGGUUCCGGCUCGGCGAUGCGGGUGCACCUGGGCGCGCUGGCCGGCGCGGCGGCGCUGACCGGGGCGCUGAGCUUCGCGCUCCUGGCAGCCGCCAUCGGCACGGACUUCUGGUAUAUCAUUGACACCGAGCGGCUGGAGCGGAGCAACCCGGGGGCCCCGGCAGGGGCCGCCAACCGCAGCCAGCUCGAACCUCUGAGCUCGCACUCCGGUCUCUGGCGGACCUGCCGGGUCCAGAGCCCGUGCGCGCCGCUGAUGAACCCCUUCUGGCAGGAGAACGUGACCGUCAGCGACUCGAGCCGACAACUUCUCACCAUGCACGGGACCUUCGUGAUUCUGCUGCCACUCAGCCUGAUCCUGAUGGUUUUUGGGGGGAUGACGGGGUUUCUGAGCUUCCUCCUGCGAGCCUCCCUCCUCCUCCUGCUCACGGGGACCCUCUUCCUCUUUGGAGCCCUAGUGACCCUCGCUGGCAUCAGCAUCUACAUCGCAUAUUCAGCCGCCGCCUUCCGGGAGGCGCUGUGUCUCCUGGAGGAGAAGGCCCUCCUGGACCAGGUGGACAUCCGCUUUGGCUGGUCCCUGGCCCUGGGCUGGAUCAGCUUCGUCGCCGAGUUGCUCACUGGGGCAGCCUUCCUGGUGGCAGCCCGCGUGCUGAGCCUGAGACGGAGGCAGGACCAGGCCAUCUGAGCCUGGAUGCCUGGUCGUGGUGGGAGGGAGAGGCUUGGCCUGGGGGCCUCAUGGACCCAUCCAGGUGGGCUGUGGCCUCCUCUUGCACAAAGGCCACCACCUGAGAGCUGCUGUGGACUGAGCUCUCGGCCUGGCUGUCAUCUCAGUGCUGCCUGGCGGGGUAUGUGCUGAGUCCAUGCACGUGUGCAUCCGUGUGGGCUGGAGGAGGCCAAGGGAGUGCGGAAUCCAUCAAAAAAACAGAAACACCCUCUUCGUAAUAUACAGAACUUACCAACUGCAACCUCCCUGUGCCUCCUCCAGCUUCAUUUCAUCCUUACCUCUGCCCUUUGUAUGAGCUGCUCUUCUUUGUUAAGGAAAUGGAGGACCAGAGAGGUUAGGUACGUUUUGAAAAGACACACAGCAAGCUAGUGGGAUAAUCUUGGCACUCUCUCCAAGAUCAGCACUCUCUCCUUUAUCACAGCUUUUCUGAGCAGGUCCGUGGCCAGCUGGCUGCCAUGCGGUUCCUGUGUGUAGAGGAUGCUGCAUCUCAGACACUGGGCUCCAUGCUUCACAUGACCUGGAACCAGGCAGGAGGGCACUGUGGGAAACCCUGAGGGAAGACAGCGGAGAUCUGGGCUUCUCAGCAAGCAGGUGGCAGAUGUGUCCUCUCUGACCCCAGCCAGGCUCAGGCUCACCUGGUCGAGUCCUGAGUCUCGAGCAGAAAAGGCUCAGUUGGUGUGAUGAUUCUCAGUGGCCAGAGACUUGCUUUUGAAACAACACAGAGUCAUCCCGGAGAUGAAAGCCCCUCUUGGACAGUCAGGUAGUCAGUGGUCCCCUUCAUGCGUCACUUCAUAGAUGUCAGGAGGCCUCUGAGGGAGGAGCUGAAGGAUCAGCAAGCUGGCGACCAGCAGGCAGGGAGACAGGCAAACCUGUGAUGCCCAAGACAGACUCACCAGCAAGCUCACCAGGAGAGGGAAGAAUCACUAGCACUCACAGUGCAGAAGAAUAAUCCUUAUAAUCUUGCCGUGAUUGUCACUCUGACAUCACCCUCACCACGACGUCAUUACUUUCACUCUGACAUCACCAUCCUGACCGUGACAUCAUUACCUUCACUCUGACAUCCUCCUCCUCAUCAGAGCAUGACCAUCGCCGUGACUUCCUCGUCCUCCCCACGGCAUGAUCAUUCUCACAGCUGACAUCCAUUGUGUCAUCCCCUGCUAUGCACCUGCACUGCUCUACAUGCCCAUCCGUCAACCAGUCGUUCAACAAACACCCACUGGAAGCCCGUUUCAUGCUAGUGACCCUGCCAGAACAAGCCCUUGCUCUCUGAGCUGCCACAUCAUUGAGGAGAGAUGGAGGCAGAUGAAACAUAUGGUUGUUGGCGAAGACUAUGGAGAUAAGCGGUGCAGGGUUCAGGUGAGGGAACUGAGGCACGGACGGGUUAGGGAGAGAAAGAGGUACAACUGGGACUGAAAUUCAGAUCUGCCGGAUUCCAAGAUGACUCUUUCCAUUUCUGCCGACCCUGUCUGCUCGUGGGUUCAGGAUAUUGCUGCUGCUUCCCUUUUGGUCUUGCUGGAAAAGCAUAAACUGAAUGGACUGCUCACAAGCCCCGCCCUGUGGUGAGUGAGGACGGUUGCAAAAUCAGUUACUAGGCUGGGCAAAAGAGAUGAAAAAAGUUUUCACAAAGUGAGAGCAACCGUGCUAGUGAGAGGGUGGUCUUUGCCGCCACCUGCUGGGCAUAUGGUAGAACUGCGUCAGAGGCUGGACUUGAUCUCAAAUUGGUCCAAGGACAUUUGUUUUCAGCCCUGAGUGUCCAGCAAUAGAUUAACACUGUAGGGCAGGAGUUCUCAACUGAGGAGAUUCGCUGCUCCCUCUCUACCUGGGGCUUUUGGGGAUGUCUGGACACAAUUUUGGUAGUCAUCACUGGGAACGAGUGCUACUGGCAUCUAGAGGGUAUGCUCAACGUCCACAGUGCACAGAACGCCCCCACGACAAAGGCUUACCUACUCCACGUGCCAGCAGCGCCCAGGGUGAGAAACCCUGCUAGAAGAAUGGAAAGGAGUAACAGGAGAAAGCACAUGUGUACUCAAGGAACUGACAACAUAGUUGAA